This is a messenger RNA of Bombus pascuorum, 662 nucleotides long. RefSeq names its product mediator of RNA polymerase II transcription subunit 22 (gene MED22). Gene Ontology annotation, molecular function: transcription coregulator activity. Gene Ontology annotation, cellular component: mediator complex. Bases 103 to 525 code for a protein of 140 amino acids. The transcript is spliced from 2 exons. Gene Ontology annotation, biological process: regulation of transcription by RNA polymerase II. NCBI's taxonomy places the organism in Eukaryota, Metazoa, Arthropoda, Insecta, Hymenoptera, Apidae. The record is from RefSeq and is a predicted model, not a curated record.
GUUGUUAUGAUCCCGUUAUGAAGCGUCCGAAGCAGUUCGUGUUGUCGCAACGUGUGAAAUUCGUUGUCGUAAAUAAAGGAUUGUUAAUUUUUAUUUGAAAUAAUGGCAGCACAACGGGCAUUGCCGCAGAGCAAGGAAGCUUUGUUGAAGUCUUAUACAACGAGGUUAAAAGAGGAUGUGAAAUCGAUGUUGGAGAAUUUUGAAGAGAUUAUAAAGCUAGCGAAAGGAGAAGGCGAUUCCCAAUUAUCUCGGAUGACACAAUGCGAACAAGAUACGUAUGAAAUGCACGUGAGGGCGGCGAAUAUCGUUCGCGCGGGAGAAUCCCUGAUGAAGCUGGUUUCCGAUAUAAAGCAGUAUUUGAUACUCAACGAUUUUCCAUCCGUGAACGAAGCCAUAGCACAAAAUAGUAAAUUAUUUAGGACAAAACAAGCAGAAUGCGAUCAAAAGUUAGCAUCUCUGCGAGACGACAUGGCCGCCGAUUUAUACGAUUUGGAAGAGGAAUAUUACACGUCGAUAUACAAAUAACACGAACUUUGGUUAGGUUUUUCAAGGGUGUACAGUUGUACAGUGCUUGUCUGGACCACGAAUUUACUGAAAUGUGAUUUAUUUGUUUAAUAAACUGUAUAUAUUUAUUUAAAUAAAUAAGAAUAGUUUUGAUAGUA